Trachymyrmex cornetzi is the source of this 927-nucleotide messenger RNA. RefSeq names its product ras suppressor protein 1. The coding region runs from base 1 to 927 and encodes 308 amino acids. The transcript has 4 exons. Gene Ontology annotation, cellular component: cytoplasm. Gene Ontology annotation, molecular function: protein binding. The record is from RefSeq and is a predicted model, not a curated record. Lineage: Eukaryota; Metazoa; Arthropoda; Insecta; Hymenoptera; Formicidae.
AUGACAAUUAUAUAUGAGACAAAAAGUUCUGAAAUAUUUGAAGAUCCGCCAAUUAAGAAGAAACGUCGAAUUUUAGAAAAUCGGAUAGAAAAAUUUAUGUUACUUUGGAAGUUUUACGAGCCAUUAUUCACGAGCUUCAAUAAUAGUACAAGGUGGAUAAAUUUAACAGAUGUGAACAUAUCAAAUAAUAAAAUUGAUGUGUUGCCGAGAAAAUUGGGCGCUUUGCAUUGUCUUCGACAGCUCAAUUUAUCAUACAAUUGUUUGGGACGAUAUUCUGGAUGGGUAUGGCUAAAAGAAGCACGAAUUAAGAGAACUUUACGUUUUCUAGAUAUAAGUAAUAAUUCGCUGAUCGAAUUAUCGGAAUAUAUCUGGAAUUUGAAUGCUUUAGUUGAAUUGAAAAUAAGUCACAACUUGUUGGGAUAUUUACCACAAGGCAUUGAAAAGGUUCGAAAUCUUAGGACUUUGGAUUUGUCGCAUAACUUUUUAAAAUAUCUACCAGCCGGGAUCACUAAUUUGAAAUUGCAAACUAUAGAUAUUUCAAUGAAUCCAUUAGUCAGUGACAUAGAUUGGGAAUGUAACAUAAUGUUACCAAGCCUUGCUCAAUUUGCAGCAAAAGCACUGCAGCAAUAUUGCAGAGAUAGACAUGUAAUUUUCCGAAGAGAUGAAUUGAAUGAACAUAUUAGUAGAAAUAAAAUCGAUAAUUGCUUCCAUUGCGGAAAAAUAUGUACAUCUCCCUAUUUAUACUUAGCGUGGCCCAGGCAAUCUAUAUUCAAAAUAGCUACAAACGUAAUAAGACAUACAUCAGAAAUGUCAAUGGUAUUUUAUGAAUUAUGCCUUUGCUUUCCUGAAUGUAAGGGGGAACUACUGGUAAUCUAUAGUAACGAAUCGGAUACAUCUCUAGAUUAUGAAGAGCAACGUUUAAAUUAA